AUGCGCAGACUCAGUCUUAUGCUACCUGCGAGAGCGCCCAUCAAAGAAUCGCUGGCCAUUCGUGUUGUUGGACUACUGCUGGCGGUGCUGUGGGACCACGGCCAACAACUGCCCCUCAACAGCAAGCUCCAUGACACCUGGGCUGUUCUUCAGAACCUGUUGAUGUGUAUGCUGUGCUUCUUCUCUCUCUACUAUAUUGUGGUCAGUCUCUGCAUCUCAGGCGUUUUCAGUGAGUGUGAUCUCCACGGAGGUGACGUGUGUUCUGGGCGCGUGGAGGUGUGGGACUACGCCAUCACUGUCACACUGCUGCACGUCGCUCUGACCGUAGCAGUUAUGGCUGAUUUUCCCUCGACAGAGCACUGGUGGAUUGCUCUCGGCUCUGGGUUGUUGAUGCUGAUUUUUGGCGGGCAGCUCCUGGCUUACAGACUCUUCAGAAGUAAUUUUGUGCAUCCGGCAGAUCUUCAGAAUCUCUGACACGCUGUGGAACAUGUGCAGCGAUGGCUUUUCUCAGUUUUGUAUUUCUCUUUUUUACA
Molecule: messenger RNA, 533 nt
Organism: Sinocyclocheilus grahami
Lineage: Eukaryota; Metazoa; Chordata; Actinopteri; Cypriniformes; Cyprinidae
Product: transmembrane protein 244-like
Exons: 5
Coding region: 1-474 (157 amino acids)
Source: RefSeq, a predicted model, not a curated record